AUGCAUACAGGGGAUCACGGCAAACCAUAUGUCAUUCGCCCUGAUGAAGACGAUCCAAUUGGCCUCUCCCAUCUUGAGGCCAACCAUGGCGUCGAGCUGGGCCCGCGCACCAUCACCUUUGGCCCGGAGGAGCGUGAUGGUGCUGCGGAGAAGCGAUCCCGACGCGGUCGUCGUUCGUCACACGGUCGACGGUCAAUGUCGCGUUCUCGAUCCCGCAGUCAUGCUCGGUCCGCUUCCAAUAUACCUAUCGAGUUCCACCGGAUGAGUUUCCAGAUCUCCCAAUCCGAGAUGCACGAGAAAUACGCAGAAGAUCUGAAGAGUGCAAAGGUACUUGCCGAAGAUAAGGCAGAUGAUACUCGUUAUUUCGAGGAUCUUGACUACCACUCACUGCCUGUCGAUACUAUCUAUCGAGAUCUAGGAGUCACCGCCGAAGGACUGUCUCCCACAGAGGUCGCUGCUCGUCUUGCCCGCAAUGGGAUGAAUAGCCUCCCUCACCGGCCUCCGAAUUACGUGAUGAAGCUUCUUAAGUACGUCUUUGGCGGGUUCUGCUCCGUUCUCUGGGUGGGGGUGGUUAUUUUUUUUAUAUGUUGGCGCCCCCUUGGUGACCCGCAUCCAGCUCCCUAUAAUCUGGGGCUCGCAAUCCUGGUUUUGAUUGUCAUAUUCCUGCAAGCCUGCUUCUCCGCUUUCCAGGACUGGUCCACAGCUCGGACCAUGAGUGCCAUUCUGGAUCUAGUCCCUUCUGAUGCCCUAGUGAUCCGAUCUGGUGAAACCGUGAGAGUUCCAUCGACUCAUCUCGUCGUAGGGGACAUCGUCAAGAUCAGCAUCGGAAACAAAGUCCCUGCGGACUUACGCCUUGUGAACACAUCCGGCGAUGUUCGCUUCGAUCGGUCCAUCUUGACAGGUGAGUCGGAGGAGAUUGACGGCUCUACUUAUAUGACUGAGACCAAUUUCUUGGAAACACGCAACGUCGCAUUGAUGGGAACAUUGGUCACGAAUGGCAGUGCGACAGGUGUAGUCGUGCUAACGGGAAAAGACACCGUGAUGGGGCAUAUCGCCUUAUCCUCCUCAUCAGUCAAGGAGCAGCCGACCCUCAUCCAGCAGGAGAUUACCCGCUUCGUGAAGAUCAUUGUAUGCUUAACGGUGACUCUCGCGGCCCUUAUCCUUUUCACUUGGGUGGGCUGGCUCAGAGUGGAUCACCCUGGAUACAUGAGCGUUGUAGCCAUGCUCAACAACGUGAUGGGUUGUGUCGUUGCCUUUAUCCCCGAGGGUAUGCCAGUGGGAGUUGCCCUGACUCUGAUGAUGGUCGCCCGGCGCAUGAAAAACAACAAUAUCCUACCCAAGGGCUUGUCCACCGUGGAGACGCUGGGCUGUGUCAAUGUCAUCUGCUCCGACAAAACGGGCACCCUGACUGAGAACCAGAUGACCGUCGUCACCGCCACGUUUGUAGAUGGGAGCUUGUCCGCCGAAAAGGCAAUCCCCGCAGUUGCAGAAGGCCAGCUGACGCCGCUGGUGGAGUUGCACAAGGCCGCCACGCUUUGCAAUGAUGCGACAUUUGAUCCCGUUACCAUGAAGGACCCUAUCCCGGAUCGCAAGGUCCUGGGGAAUGCCACUGACAGUGCCGUGCUCAAGUUCGUGGAGCUCGCCCAGAAGGACUCGGUCAACAAAUUGAACAACGCCUACCCAAGGGUCUUCACAAUUCCAUUCAACUCCAAGAACAAAUGGAUGCUCACUCUUCACGAGACGGAGCAGAGUGGGUCUAGUAGCAAGGGGGCCUACCUUCUACUUAUGAAGGGCGCGUCCGACAUUCUGUUGCCGCAUUGUACCUCGUACUAUUCCUGUGAGGGGAACAAAGUGAAGCCACUCGAUGCGGCAGCUAAACAACGACUGGUUGCGGCACAAGAAAUGAUGUCCCGGAGCGCUCAGCGGAUAAUUUUGCUAUGCCAACGCCCCUACACCCCCGUGGAGCCACUUGGGACCAAUUGCUUCGGCGACGAGAUCCAGAGCCGUGGUAUCAACGACCUCACCCUCAUCGGCAUGUUUGGUAUCAUCGAUCCCCCUCGGAAGGAGGCUGCAGCAACGGUGGCUGCCUGCCGACGCGCGGGAGCACGCUUUUUCAUGGUUACGGGGGAUCUGGGUCUUACAGGAGCUUCCAUUGCCCGUGACAUUGGCAUUUUCAGUGGAGGCGAACCGGAUACGUUCGACACCAUCGUCCAGCGGCGAGACUCCAGUCACCAUGGGGCUAAGCCGUCGGACGGCAACCAUUGCGAAUGGUCCCAGACCAGUCUGCUUCUGGAGGGCCCGUCUAUUUCGCAGCUGACCGACGAGGACUGGGAUGUAGUCUGCCAGUACGAGGAGAUUGUAUUUGGUCGCACCAUGCCGGAGCAGAAGUUGCGCAUCGUGAAUGAGUUUCGAGCGCGCGAUAAUGUGGUGGCUGUCACUGGCGAUGGCGUCAAUGAUGCACCGGCGAUGCGUGCGGCGGACAUCGGGGUUGCCGUGGUCACCGGGAGUGAUGUGGCACUAGAAGCCGCCGAUCUGAUUCUGAUCGAUAAAUUCGACUCCAUCAUUGAAGCUAUCCGCCUCGGCCGUCUCGUAUUCCAGAACCUUCAGAAAGUCAUCAGCUAUCUUCUUCCGGCUGGGUCAUGGUCCGAAAUUUGGCCUGUCCUUCUAAAUGUUUUCUUUGGCGUCCCGCUUCCCCUGUCGUCCUUUCUCAUGAUCAUCAUUUGCGUGUUUACGGAUCUGUUCUGCAGUCUCUCCCUGAUUAUGGAGCAGGAAGAAUUUGACCUGCUGAGCCUACCUCCUCGAAACCACAAGAAGGAUCACCUGAUCAACGUCAAAGUUUAUGUCCAAAGCUACCUGUUCAUGGGUGUUAUGGAAACCGUCUGUGCCCACGCCAUGUAUUUCUUAUACUAUUGGAAAUACACCGGAAUACCCAUACGCUCGCUCUUCUUUGCCUACGAAAAGUACACCGACGGCUUUUAUGGCUAUACCCAGGACCAGCUCACCCAAUUCAACACCCGGGGCCAAAGUGUCUACUUUAUCUGUCUGCUCAUCUUGCAAUGGGGAAAUAUCCUCAGUGUGCGCAAUAAGCGACUGUCGAUCCUACAGGCGGACCCUAUCCGCAAAAAGCGUCGCAAUGUAUGGCUCCUGGGUAGCCUGGUCAUCAGUCUUUCCAUCGCUGUCUUUGUCACGGAGGAGCCGGGGCUUCAGAGUAUUUUUGGCACUGCCUCGGCGCCGCUGGAAUUUUGGUUCAUUCCCAUUCCCCUUGCCUUGGGGAUCCUGUGCAUGGAUGAGAUUCGAAAAUUGGUGGUGCGAGUUUGGCCGAAGGGCCCUAUCGCAAGGAUUGCAUGGUAG
Molecule: messenger RNA, 3351 nt
Organism: Aspergillus tanneri
Lineage: Eukaryota; Fungi; Ascomycota; Eurotiomycetes; Eurotiales; Aspergillaceae
Product: cation-translocating P-type ATPase
Exons: 1
Coding region: 1-3351 (1116 amino acids)
Biological process (GO): sodium ion export across plasma membrane; intracellular sodium ion homeostasis; potassium ion import across plasma membrane
Cellular component (GO): membrane
Molecular function (GO): ATP binding; ATP hydrolysis activity; P-type sodium:potassium-exchanging transporter activity
Source: RefSeq, a predicted model, not a curated record